AUGAAGUUAAUAUUAGUCUUAAUUGCCACAUUUGGUGCACAUGCCUGCCAACGCGAGCGAACACUCAAUUAUCCUCACAAGCAUGUAAAACGACAAGCUAAUAAUGUCACCUUCCCUCCAGUCCUGGAUCGGAAUGAGCAGAUUUUGAUAGACUCAUUUGACAAUACUUCAAUCUCGACGUGGUCCUACUACUACACUCAUGGGGACCACGUUGCAGGUCGGAAUAGGACUAUGGCUCAGUGGACAGCGGAUCGAUGGGCCGAGUUUGGGUUCACCUCGAAAUUGGACGAAUACUAUGUCUUUUUGAACUAUCCCGUUUCUCAUUCUCUUCAACUCACUUAUUCAAAUGGAACUGUUUUCACUCCAUCGUUGCAAGAAGCGGUGCUUCCAGAGGAUGAUACCACAAGUUACCCAAAUCGGAUCCCGACGUUUCACGGCUAUUCUUUCUCCGGAAACGCGUCUGCUGAAUACGUUUACGUCGGAAGAGGACAACAGGUGGAUUUUAACCGCCUCAAAGCCUUGGGGCUCAAAGUCAAAAAUGCGCAAGAGCACGGAAUGAUUGGCUGCGUCAUCUUUUCCGACCCGAGUGACGAUGGAAAUGUAACAGAAGCGAAAGGAGUUGCUGCCUAUCCAAAUGGCCCAGCAAGAAAUCCGACGACCGUUCAGAGAGGCAGCGUACAGUUUCUUAGCAUCUACCCAGGUGAUCCGACGACCCCCGGGUAUACAUCCAAGGAGGAUUCUCCGAGAGCAGACAUAAGCCUUAGUGUUCCUCGUAUUCCUUCUCUACCAAUAUCUUGGAAAGAUGCUCAGCCUAUCCUCAAAGCACUAAAUGGCUACGGGGCGAAUGGAACAUUGGUGAAUCGUACGGGAUGGGUGGGUGCAAUUCCAGGAGUUCAGUAUAAUACUGGACAAGGCUCCUCUGCUACCCUAACAAUGAGCAACCAAAUGGAGGACAAAAUGACGUGGAUCUGGGAUGUUGUUGGAAUUAUCAAUGGCACAAACCAGGACGAGGCUGUCAUUGUCGGCAAUCAUCGUGAUGCGUGGAUUGUGGGAGGUGCUGCGGAUCCAAAUUCAGGAUCAGCGGUUUUGAUUGAGCUAGCUAAAGCGUUUGGCAAGCUCAUGGAGACUGGCUGGAAGCCAACACGAACCAUUGUUCUUUGCAGCUGGGACGCGGAAGAGUAUGGCCUUGUUGGAAGCACAGAGUGGGUGGAAGAAUACAUGCCCUGGCUCAAGGCUGCGGCUGUCUCGUACCUAAAUGUCGACAUUGCCGUUUCCGGUCCCAUACCUGGCAUAGCAGCUAGUCCCGAUCUCCAUGCCAUUAGCACCGAACUCAUGAAAAAGAUUGUUUGGCCCUAUCGCGGCACUACAAACCGUACCAUGUACGACGUCUGGAUGGAAGAAGACGGCGAAGUAGGAGUACUCGGCAGUGGGAGUGAUUACACGUCAUUCCUACACCGCGGUGUUGGAUCCAUUGACUUAGGCGCGGGAAGAGGUCCAACUGAUCCUGUCUAUCACUAUCAUUCCAACUAUGACAGUUUUCAUUGGAUGUCAACAUUUGGAGACCCCGGAUUUAUUACGCAUAAAGCUAUAGGCCAGUACCUGACUCUAUUGCUCUACCACAUAGCUAGUGAUGCUUCGCUUCCUCUCGAACCAGCCAACUACACCCCAGAAAUGACAACCUACCUCAAAAAUCUAAACACCGCCAUCGCUUCCACCAACAGUACUCUCGACCUCGGACCCCUGAGAUACGCCUUGGCCGUUUUCGAGGCCUCGGCACAACAAUUCAAUACACUCCGCUCCCUCGCCUUAACUACACAGAACUCCGAACUUUUGACCGUCGUCAAUCAUAAAGCGCGAGACUUCUCCAGAGGGUUUACAAGCCAGGGAGGCCUUCCUGGACGAGAGUUCUUCCAGAAUUUGAUUUUUGCGCCGGGCUUGGAUACGGGAUAUGCACCGGCUACGUUUCCAGGGGUUACGGAGGCGGUAACGGCGGGGAAUCUUACGCUUGCACAGGAGUAUGUUGAGAAGACUGCAAUGGCGAUUCUGGUGGCGGCGAGUACGCUGAAGACAUAG
Molecule: messenger RNA, 2073 nt
Organism: Lindgomyces ingoldianus
Lineage: Eukaryota; Fungi; Ascomycota; Dothideomycetes; Pleosporales; Lindgomycetaceae
Product: glutamate carboxypeptidase 2
Exons: 7
Coding region: 1-2073 (690 amino acids)
Molecular function (GO): carboxypeptidase activity
Source: RefSeq, a predicted model, not a curated record